This is a messenger RNA of Anopheles funestus (African malaria mosquito), 993 nucleotides long. RefSeq lists its product as uncharacterized. The transcript has 4 exons. Lineage: Eukaryota; Metazoa; Arthropoda; Insecta; Diptera; Culicidae. The coding region runs from base 65 to 976 and encodes 303 amino acids. The record is from RefSeq and is a predicted model, not a curated record. Gene Ontology annotation, molecular function: acyltransferase activity, transferring groups other than amino-acyl groups.
CCUCUCAACGUUCAAUUGGCAACACAGAAACGCGAUAUUUCAGUUCGUUUCUGUAAUCGAGACAAUGAACACAAACAGCGCGAUGGAGCCGCUUCGAGCAGCCAGUGAAGAGGAAAUACGACAACUCAUUCAAAUCUAUGAAAAAAGGCUACCAGAAUCUGUACAAUUCCUGUUGCUGCUGCAAAACAUUUUACGCAUAAAUACAACUGUUGAUGGAUUUGAUCUGGAAGAAGCUUCGCAUAGGUUCCAAAAAACAAUUUACAUUCCUAACAAUGAAUACAUCAAUCAUUUUGCGACGUUCGUAGCCAUCAGUCGGGAAGAGGAUCAAUUUGUAUUGAUAAACACAUUGGAAUAUCCUCCGCUCGUGCUGACUAAUGCGCUUCAGAAAACAAAUUAUAUUAAAUGGGACCAUAAACCAAUGUUUGUAAUUGACGGAAACAAUGCAAUACGUGCGAAGCUCUUUCAUAUAGUCGAAGAGCGCAAAUUGCGUUUAGAAAGUUGGUCAGAAUGCAUAAAUUUCUGGAUGCCACGUGAAGAGGCCGCAAAACUCAGUUUUGUUGUUCCCAACGAAGUAGAGUUAAAGCCAUUACAAAUAGAACAUGGAAAAGUAUUAAACGAAUGGUGGCCUUAUCGAUACAAAGCAUCACAACGUUACAUGGAGUCUGCCAUUAAACAUAAUGGAGGACUCGGUCUGUUUGACAAAACCUCAGGAGAGCUCGUAGCUUGUGUUUUUAAAAAUGAUCAUGACGCUGUGGGGCACUUGUACACUGUUCCCGAUCGUAACAAUAGAGGUUACGGAAGUACGCUUGUCAAAGCAUUAACCAGACAAAUCGCAUUUCAACACAAGCAACAUGUGCAUACGUUCAUCAAUGAAGAAAAUGAUCGAUCAAUACGAUUGUUCGAAAAACUUGGAUUUACAGCAAUAAACCGAACAGAAUGGCUUAUUACAUCCAGCAUACCUGCUAAUUCGGAAUGAUAUGUUUAUUAUAUUAU